Molecule: messenger RNA, 2683 nt
Organism: Pistacia vera
Lineage: Eukaryota; Viridiplantae; Streptophyta; Magnoliopsida; Sapindales; Anacardiaceae
Biological process (GO): DNA replication checkpoint signaling; DNA repair; replication fork arrest
Cellular component (GO): replication fork protection complex
Molecular function (GO): DNA binding
Source: RefSeq, a predicted model, not a curated record
GCCAAUCGGUUCUCACUUCUUCCAGAACCUUAACAGUUGUUCACAAAUAAAGAUGGACAUGGAAGGCUUAUCUGUGAUCUGCGCGGGUCUCGGUAUGGUUGAAGAGGACGAACGAGGCAAUCGGAUUAGCUAUUGCAAGGGCGAGUACUGUUUAGAUAAUUUAAAGGAUUUGCUGAGAUUCUUGAGGCGUGACGAUCCACAAACGCGAGAAGUGUUUAAGCAAGUCUGUAAAUGGAACAUUGUGUCUAAAGAUUUGAUACCGAUUAUUGAACACUGUCAAGAUGAUCGUAAUCUUGUCUUAAAUGCAGUGAAGGUUUUGGUGUUUUUGACUAUGCCCGUUGAACCUUCAUCCAAUGAUAUUCCUCAACAGAUAGAGUAUCUAUGGGGUUUGAAGUCUUCAAUUACAUGUAGUGACACAGUCCCGGUGAUUGUAUCACUUCUCGAGGGACCCCUAGAAAAUUUGGAAUGUGAAGCAUUCACGGAUGAUGACUGGAAGUUGGUACAAUUAGUUCUGACUUUCUUCCGCAAUGUUCUUGCUGUCCAAGAUAUUCCGCUGCGGCAGAAGGCUGAGGGUUCUGCUAGUCAAUUCAUUUCCUUGAGAGAUGGAUUUCUGGAACUUUUGUUCAAUGAGAAUGUGAUGGACAUAAUUCUUGUGAUAACUCCGCAUGUUGGUGGUUCUUCUGGUUAUUUUCGACAGGACAACUUGCUUUUGCUGGAAAUUUUUCAUUACAUAUUUAUAGGUCAAGAUCCCGAAUUCAUUGCCUCUGCUCAUCAUAAGAGUUCCAAGAUGGGUGAAGAAACGAAGGAUGCUCUUGAUAGUCUCAAAUUACUAAUAGCAGAGGAAGAAGAGAAAAGAAGGCUUUCAAGACUACACCAGAAAAUGGUUCGUCAUUCACAGUUUAGUGGAACAUUUACAAGGCUUACCAUGGAUGGUUCUAAAGCAGUGAUCAAGGGGAACCCCACUUCUGCUUCUCAGAUCCCUGUGCUUAAACCUCAUAAAGGUGGUAAGGGUGUAAGUAAUAAGAUUGUGUGGGAACAUGGAAGCUUACCUUCAACGAAGGAUACUAUUUUAGGGUUGCUCCAUGAUUUUGUGGACCAGUUUCUAUCAGGGAGUUACAAUGUUUUGAUGCAGUCAAUCUGUGAGGAUAUUGAAAAGGAGCAUCAAGCAAUACAGACCAGUGAUAUCAUUAUUUUCUUUCGAGUUGCUCAGUUCAUUACUUCAUUUCAAUAUCACAAGAUUGUUUCUUCCAAGCUCAAUGCAGAAAGAGACACAUCUGAAGCUUCCCCUACAGAAUGUGCUGACAACACUUUGUUUAAAGGCAACAUUUGUGGACCUAUUGCAUUUACAAUGGACGAAUCAAUGUUUCAAUUGGUCAUUUCAAAAUGGCGUAUUGCAUUUGAUGGCUUGAAGGAAACAAAAAACCAUAAGUUUCUAUCUGCUGCGGGUUCUCUUAUGAAAAAUAUGAUUCGCAUUAGAUUUGGUGCUUAAGGCAUGCCAGAAGAUUCUAGGAGGCACAAACACGCGCAUCCUUCUAUACAAGUUUUUUACGAUCAGACUGAACAAGUGACACAGUUUCUCUUGAACCUAAUCAAGGUGUUUGACACUCACAAACACCCAAAAGCUGAUGAUCAUCUUUGUUGCAGUACUGGGGAUUCUUCUGAGGGUGAGCCCAGUACAACUGAUGAAGUUGAUUUUAAGGUUUCUACUUUCCUUUCAGCUUUUGCAAAUUGCAACAUCAUUCAAAAACUGUGCUGGUUCUGAAGUUUUAUAAGCAAUUCCAACCGUACCAAUCUGCUAAUUUGCAUGUUGCGGCGCAUCACUGAUGACCUGGAGCUCUCUCCAAUGCUAUAUCAGUUAUCGCUCCUCAAUAUCUAUGACAUCUUGGCUGAGCAGAGGGCAUGCCCAGACAAAGAUUAUGCAAAUAUUGUUGAUUUUUUGAAGAUGAUCCGAAGAAUGCUUAAACGAAUGAAAAACCAGCCCCUACUUUGUGAAAUUCUCUUCUGGAAGACUUGCAAAGAAUGUCAUUACAUUAUUGCUGAAUUUAUUCAUGAACUUGGCAACAUAAAGAAAAAACCGCAAUGGCAAAAUAGCUUAGAGUUGGAGAUUGGGUCAUCACAGGCCAACGGAUGGGUUCACAGAAGCAUAGCAGAUGCAUUGGGUGAUGAUGCGGAUGUUGUGAUUUCCCAUGAACUAGGGUAUCAGAAAAUGGAGAAAUUUCCUUUGAAGGAGGAAGGCAUGGCUUCUUUCAUAGUCAGCGAGUUGACGAGAAAGAAAAUUCUGAGAAGAUCGAACUGUAGUCAUCUUAUAGAAUCCCUAGACGCUGAUGGUAAAGUUUCAGCUGCUCAAGUUUCCAACAAUUGGAUGGUGGAAAAAAUUCCCGCUGCCCAGGUCUCCCGUAAACUCAAGCAACUUGGUUUGCGUCCUCACCAGAAGAGGUCUGAAAUCAUCAUUGUCAUGCUUGUUGGACACAGGAAGUCUAGGAAGCUCCAUUCAAAGCCAAGGAUGACAGGCUGGAAACAAUACAGGUUGAGAAGACAAAUGAAGAUGCUGGAAACUGUUGUACUACAAUGCUAUGGGAAGUUUGCCACAUCACUCAUGGAUGAUGAGUUGGCAGAUUCGUAUGAUGUUGCUGCUGUUGAAAUACUGAGUAGUGCUGUAAGUAAAAGGAAGCUGAGGUGGUAA